AGGCAAGUGCACUACUGGUGAGCCACAACCCCAGCCCCUGAGGCUGGUUUUGAACUUGUGAUUCUGUUUCAACCUCUCAAGCCACUGGGAUUACAGGCAUGCUAUGUUACAAAUUUUAAAGUUAGAAGACAAAUGAUUUUUCAAUUAUUCCUUCAAUAAAGAUAAACAGUCCUUUGGGACAUGGCAGGUUACAUCUAGGAAUUGACUCUUGAGUUUUCUAGGUGUCAAAGAAGGGAAUAGUAUUUCAUACAGGAGGGUUAGCAUAUAUUGAGACUGUAGAUGUGAAGAUCCCACAUUUGGGGUUUACAGAGAGCAUGAAGUUGUAAUGAGGGAGAAAAGAGGUGAGAGCUUGGAUUGUAAACUUUGUUUUUGUCCACACUUUGUGAAUAGUGUGUCACAGACAUGGUUCCAAACAGUAGCCAAUGUAGCAGGUAUUACUUUAUUAUCCUCUAUAGAGGAUAGGAAAGAAGCACAGAAGCAAAUGCAAGUCAGUGUUCAAAUCCUGGUAGUCAAGGGAGGAGAGGGAUUCAAGAAUGAGGGAGUAAUUGAUGCAUUAAUGACAAAUUAAGGCUUCCUUAGAUAAGAGCUGAAAAUCCCCACUGGAUUUAUCAGAUCACUGGCAGGUUUAGCAAUUUCAAUUUUAAGUUAAAAGGUGUGUGUGUAUGUUACAUUAAAAUAGUUAGGAAAGUACCCAAAAAAGGAAAGGAUCAGGUAGUAGGUCCACAUUAGGGAAGCAGAAAUUUCAUGGUAUGACGGGCAGUGGAGUCAAAUCUGUAUUUGGAUGGCUCUGCCACUUUGUGUGAUGCUGAGUCAAAUGGUAAAUUGUCCAAGGAAGCCUCAGAUUAGGACUUAAGAUUUUUCAUAAAAUCAUCUUUCAUAAAGCCGUUGCAGGGUGGUUUUGAGGAUUAAAUGAGAUUAAUGUAUGUGAAGUCCCUGGAACAUGGUAGGUACUCUGUAAAAUGAAAUUAAGGUUGAGGGAUGGUUGGUUUGUAAAAAGAAUUUUUCUAGAUUGAGAAACCCAAAAUGAAUUUAGUUGAAUUCUAGAUUGAGGCCCAAAAUGAAGAGUCUAUAGGGAGAGGGAGGGAUUGAUCUGUGGUUUCACAACUGGUGAAACCUGCUGUCUGGUGCUCCCUUCUCAAAGGAGAAGUGACGCCAGAAUGUCGACUUGGAUGAAUACACACAGUGUAUGCUCAAGCAAAGUAUUCCUUUAGCGCUAAGUAUGCCUCCCAAGUGAUCUGGAAGGGGCUGCUGGAGACUGCGGAGUUACCUCCCGGUAACACUCCUUUGACGCAGAUACUCACCCUGGACACUCUGGCGACUCCAGAGCCGGCUAGAUUUUCUUAUCACAAGUGCAUGAUGGUCUGGAGGGAUUUCCUCUGCGUUGGCUUCGCUGGCUUCGCUGGGCGCCUCGCUGUGAGCGCCCGCAUCCCUUCCCCCACCACUGGAGACAAACCUGGCGGUGCUCUGCGCACGCUCCGGAGCCGAAGCCGCUCGGCGCCUCCUAGCAACCCGACGCCUAGGGAGAGGAAUGGCCUCAAUGGACCAAGCAGUUGUCACCGAAGCCUCCAGCGCAGCAUUAGAAGAUCUCGGGCGCGGAGAACCGAUAGUGUUUGUCAAGCCCCCGAAACCAAGCCAGAAGAGUUCCUCUUUUCAAAGAGAAAGCUGGUGGAGAAUAGCAUUAACAAAUACUCCUAUACCUGGCACUUAUCACUUGAAAACUUUUAUUGAAGAAUCCCUAUUAAAUCCAGUAGCAGCAACCUACAAUUUUAAAAAUGAAGGAAGGAAAAAGCCACCUCUUGUGCAAAGAAACAAUCCAGUCUUAAAUGAUCUUCCUCUGUACAUGCCUCCUGACUUCCUGGACCUGUUAAAGAAGCAAUCAGCCAGUUACUCCUUCAAAGACAAGCCCCGGCCCAGCCCCAGCACACUAGUUUACAAAGAUAAGUCACUCCACCUUUACCCAGGGCAAUACGAGAUUCUUCCUACACCAGUUCCCAAGUACGCUUCCAGGAGCUUUGUAUUCCGUUCUACAGUUCAAAGAUUCCCAACAAUCUACUUUACUCCUCGUGAAGGCCCAGGACCAGGUCACUAUAAUGUAAAAAUACCUUCACCAAGUUCCAUUACUUCUUGUUUUCAAUCCAGAGUACCCCGGUUCAAGCCCAGCUAUUCAAAAACCCCAGGCCCAGGAGCCUAUGUAUCUUCCAGACAGUUCCCUAAGCAGAACCCAACCAUAGCCAAGAUGGGCCGAGAACACAGCCUUUUCUUCAAUAACACGAUUGGCUAUUAAAAUAAAGUUGAUAUUGGUGCCAAACCA
This is a messenger RNA of Ictidomys tridecemlineatus (thirteen-lined ground squirrel), 2311 nucleotides long. RefSeq names its product sperm-tail PG-rich repeat containing 4 (gene Stpg4). Gene Ontology annotation, molecular function: chromatin binding; histone binding. Gene Ontology annotation, cellular component: female pronucleus; germinal vesicle; male pronucleus. Gene Ontology annotation, biological process: epigenetic programing of male pronucleus. The record is from RefSeq and is a predicted model, not a curated record. Lineage: Eukaryota; Metazoa; Chordata; Mammalia; Rodentia; Sciuridae.